AUGGGGAAACGCCGACAGGAUGAUGCCGCUGCGGCUAGCGUAGCUGACGGUUUCGGUGCGGAUGGUGCUGCGGGCAGCCUCAGAGGCAGAGGCAGAGGCGGGGCGAAGAGGGCCCGCGGAGGAACAGGCGCUGUGAGAGGCGGGCCCAGCGGUUGUCGGCAGAGGAAGAGGAAGGGCGCGGCAGCGUCGAGUGGGACAUCAUCGAAGCCGUUCGUCGGCCCGCUGCUCAUCCGCUACGUGAGCUCCACGCCGAUCGACAAAUCGAAGCUCGGCAUGUGCGGCUACUGCGCCUGCGUCGAGGACGAGGAGAAUGCGUUUCCAGAUGUUAAGAUGCCUGGGGAACCGAUUGCUAAGUUCAUGCACGGGUGCAGCUACCAUUUCCGCGGGUAUUGCAGGGGCCAGUGGCAUCUGGAUCACCAGUGGACGCAGAUGUGCGCACAGGCAAACGAAGACGAUCAGCUCGCCGAGGCAUUCGAAGCAACGUGCGAGAUCUCAGAUGGCAAGGCCUUUGCCUCCGCUGGCCCUCACGACGUGAGCUUGAAGCAUGACACGGGCUUCACGGUGUACUCGGACUGCGUGUUGAUCACUGAGCAGCAGUACAAGAAGGAUAUCGCACCCGAAGGCGCAGACCAACUGGUUCCGUCGGACGCUGGCGAGCGCAUCACCGAGCUGAAGAACGAGCACCGCUCGGAGAAGUUGUCAGGCGUGUUGGUGGCGGACCCGUCGCAGCCGUACGUUAAGGUUCGCAAGUGGUCCAGCACGUACGGGUCUCAUUCGGAGUGGGCGCUGCAGGCGUCGGAGUUCUGCCGCGACCAGCAAGCCUCGGGCAUGGCUGAUGCGAUUGAUAAGUAUACCAGGGAGUUGUUGCCGACUGCCUUACGUGGACACGUUGCCGCCCCCACCAUUGCGGAGGUCAGGAAGCGCGCCAUCGGGGCAGCGAGGGCCAAGGGAUUGUUGGCUCGUGGGCCGUCGACCCCCCACAGGCCAGGUGAUGGCGAUCUUGGGGCUGAGACGCCACUCUCUGGUCAGGGCCUUGGCCCGAGAGCCAUCUGCGACAUCGCGUCUUCGCCAGCCGCUGCUUCUGGCCUGGAUGGCGAGUCGGCCUCAGGGGCGCCGUUUGCUUCUCCCGCCAUUCCGAUGCCAGCACGAGCUCAUGAUGCAGCGGGCGCUGUACACGACGAUCUUGCCGAUGAGAAGUCUGUUGUCAGCGCGGCCACCAUGCCUCUGAGGCGCGGCAAGAGCUCGAUGGACGUCGGCUUGGACGACCCCGACAAGGCCCGCUUCAAGGAGCUCGAGGCCAACAUCGACAUCUGCCGCAUCUUGAACAAGGGGCAGCAUCACGGGAUUGGGGACAAGAUCUACGCCCUCGCCAGGUUCAACCCGGGGAACAAUUCAAACGUGCAGGCAUCAAAGACGAGGUUGACGGGUCUGAUCGAGACAUGCACCACCCUCGGAGGGGACGCGGUCGACACCAUGAGCAGGGAGAUCAGGCUCAAUUUGCUGGAUCAACUGAAGCACCGCAAUAUUGACGGCGCCCUCAAUUUUAAGAUGAAGUUAGUCGCGGCGGCUGUCAGGGAGGCGACGUCGAUAACGGACAAGGUAAACAUCUGCAUCCCAUGGUCGGUGACAGACGUUUCAUUCGAGGAGCAGUUUUUGGUCAAGGAGCCCACCUUCGCACUCGUCGGGAUCCAGCCCGACAAGGCCGCCAAGGUGAGCAGGGAGUUCAUCAUCAACAAAAUCGUGCUUCCUCUGACCACCAAGCGCGAGGCCGACGUCGAUGAGGUAUUGGAGAUGUGCGAUGCUUUCAGCGAGCAUGUUGGAUCUGAUAAGCUACGCGACGCAGUUCCCGUUGAGCUAAAAGCGGUGGCUCAGGAGCUCUACGUCUUCUCGGAGAGCUUGAAGGUAUUGUUGGAUGCGUCUCCUUCCUCCAUCAUGGAUUGCCCCUGCAGGGUGGAGGCCCGUGCUUUCCUUCGUGAGGAGGGGGGCGAGGAGGACUGGAGGAAUGUCGUUUUCACGUUCGGCACGGGCCUGAAGGGCUGCCUCGCCGAGUACAGCAGGGCGUGCCACAGCGACAUCAAGCACGGCAAGGCGGUCAAGGAGUUCACCGAGCUGUUGGGCAGGAGCGACAUCACGAUUGACAACUUCGUGGUCGUAUUCGACGGCUUGGGCGAGUGGGGCAACCAGUUACGCACGGGUGGGGCCAACGCCUUGUUGAAAGCGAUGUCCGAGUCGCUCGAGAGCUGGGUCAAGAAGCUAUCAUCGUCUGACUCAUCGUCCUACGCCGACCAGCCCGCCCCCGACGCGUUGAGGUCAAUGGAGUCGAGGUUCCAGGAGUUCAUCGGCAAGGCUGUCGACUUCAGGGGGGUGUCCUCGGCCCACCUCAAACAGCAUCGAGAGUUGGCGGCUGAGCUCCGCAGGUAUUCGGGGUCCGUUGCGUCUGCGGCCCAGGAGGAUGCACUUGCCACCGCGUGCCGCGCAUUGGCCCCUGAGAACGAGGAAUCGAUAUCGGCCGUGCGCGCGGCUCGCCAGCAGUGCGUUGGGAUGAAGUUCGCGAGGGCCAGCACGGUUGCGAGCAUGAUGGCGUGCAUCGAGAUUUGCUUGUCGCGCUCCGCAGCCUUGUCCGCCGACACCCUCAGCAUCGCAUGCGCGGUUGACCUCGUCUCCGAUGAGAUGUUGAAGCUCCUCGGCGUUGCUUGGGCGCUCGCGACGGACAACAUCGAGGCGAGCGGGGGCACGAUCACUUCCCUUGCGGCAGCUAAGGUUCGCAUCGACGCCCUGUUCCAGUUCGCGAAGCUGCUGAAGGCUCGGAGCACGUUCGACCAGAAGAACGGGGAUCUGGUUGACGAGUGUGCAGCUGAGGCAUGGCAGGAGCUGCGCGCGACCGCUGUCAGGUUCAAAGAGGCGGUUUGGAAGAAGAGCGAGGCGGAGGCCACCGCCAACGGAUCUGAGGGCGCGCCAAGCGAUGGCCAGGACAAGUCGCCCGCCAUGGAAGGUUACGUGAUCAAUCCCGAGUUCGAGGCUUACGAGAGACAGUUCAGCGCAGUGUAUGGCGACACUGCCGCCAAGCUCGUAGACUUCUCCUCCACCUACUGGGACAACCUGGCGUGCGAGUCGGUGGCGAAGAUCAAGGAGUUCAUCGGCAUGGCAGGCGGCCUCCUGGACCUUUCAGGUCAGCACUGGUCCACGAGCGCGGCGGACCCCAACGACUUCGACUGCCUCCAGGACUGCUACAAGCGCGUCUUGUGCAAGCAGAAGGGCAUCACGACGAAGCUGAAGCAUAUCGAGACGAGCGAGCUCGCGAAGCUCGAGGGCGAGUUCAAGAAAGGCCAGCGGCGCGCGCAGGCCACUUUGUGGGAGGCAAGGGCCCUGCAGAGCUUGACGAAGCUCACGCCCGACACCGCGGCAGAGGUUCUCACAACCUUGCGGGACACAGUUCACGACUCGCGGGUCUUCUGCGAGGACGACGUCGCCAAGCCGAUCCUCGACAAGGUGUCGGACGAGCUUGCCAAGGCGCUGAACUCGGGAACG
Messenger RNA from Prorocentrum cordatum, 3528 nucleotides. The record is from the annotation of a GenBank genome assembly. Lineage: Eukaryota; Dinophyceae; Prorocentrales; Prorocentraceae.